This is a messenger RNA of Miscanthus lutarioriparius, 423 nucleotides long. NCBI's taxonomy places the organism in Eukaryota, Viridiplantae, Streptophyta, Magnoliopsida, Poales, Poaceae. The record is from the annotation of a GenBank genome assembly.
AUGGCAUCCAGGAAACAAGGGUCUGCCCCAAGGGCAUUAGUUGUGGAGGAUAUCAAAGUUGAUUGUGUGAUCCUCAUGCACAUGUUGCACAAACUUAAUAGCGAGGCUACAGCUGUUGAGAAUGGGAAAGAAGCUGUUGACCUUUUCCUUGAAGGGAAAACAUUCGACAUUGUUUUCUCAGAUAAGGAUAUGCCCAUAAUGUCGGGCCCUGAGGCUGUGGCCAAGAUCCGUGCCAUGGGAGCUACUGUGGUGAAGAUUGUUGGGUUCUCAGCAGAUUUUGGUGGCCGGGAGGCAUUCAUGCAAGCUGGUGCUGAUGUGUUUGGACCCCAAGGUCUUCGAGGCGGGGCUACUUGGUGGACCGGCAACCGCAACAACCCACCACCCCAGCUCUCAAGCAUUGAUCGAGGAGGAUCCUGUCAGUGA